GCGAGUACAUUUCAAACGAAUCUGUUUCUGAUUUGUGACUGCGUUGUGUCUAAAAUGCCGGCGAAACAACUGAUGCUGUUGAUCUUUGUUCAUGGCGUUCUGUCAUUUAAUUUAGAUGAGCAGCAUGCCGUAACAUUUCCAUCAGAUGCACAGACUGUUAUUUCCAGUGACUCCAGCUAUUUUGGAUAUGCUGUGGCUUUUCGUUCGGCAGACACUUCGAAAACGUUGUUGGUGUCGGCGCCACGGUAUGGUGGCACGGGCGCUGUCUUCGCGUGCUCAUUGGAAGACCUUCAGUGCGACCCCAUCGUCAUUUCUAAUCUCACAGUUGAGCAGGAACGGGACAUACUGAAAGACGACGCUUGGAUUGGCAGUGCCGUGGAUGUUCAACGGUCCGGGAAAGGAAUUGUGGUGUGCGGCAGCCUGCUGUCGAGCAACCACUCGCACAACAACCGCUGGGUGAACGGCGGCUGCUACUGGAAGCCCGACGCGGACGCCGAACGCGCAGACCUGCUCGUGCCGCUCACGGAUGGUGAUCACCUUGGACACAGUGUGUCUGGGAGUUCUACUCACGCCUAUUACGCCAACGGUCAAGCGGGCGUUUCCGUACUCAUUACGCAGGAAGGACAAGAACUAGUUAUAGGUGCUCCAGGAUUCGACUUGUCUGUAGGAACCAUUCUGCGGUACCGUAUAGAUGAGAAUGGCAACCUAGACGAUGGAAUAAUUGCAGGAAUUCAACCUUGUCAAGAGAAAGGAAUACUGGGCAACGAAUAUGGAGGGUAUGCGGUGGCAUCUGGCAGAUUCAUGUGCGGCUCCUCCAUUGUCUACGCUGUGGGAGCUCCACGAGCAGCCAUGUAUAGGGGACAGGUGUGGCUGGCGGCAGAGGGCCCGCUGGACGUGGAGACGGGCGUGUCGUACUCGCGCUUGGCGGCGGGCAGCGGCGGCCCCAAAUCAGCCUACUUCAGUGAAGUCUGCGACAAACUGGAAACACCUACUGGAGAACGAGAAAUUUAUCGACUGGUGAAGCAGCGCCAUAAACAAACUGUAGACAUUGAAAAAUUCUCUGGAAUCAAUGAUGAAGAAGGCAAACUUAUCACCAACAGAAAGAAAGUAGCAGAGCGAUGGAGAAAAUACUUUGAGGAAGUUUGCAGUGAGAAGUUUCCAUAUGCUCCAAUUCCAGUGUUAACUCCAGUAGAGGGACCUACUGCAGCAGUCACCAAGGAUGAGGUUGUCGAAGGUCCCAACCUGCGUUCAUCGGCGGUGACGCUGGAGGGGGACGGCACACCGCGCUCCCAGUUUGGCACGUCUGUCGCCGCCGUGGGAGACAUCGAUGGCGACGGCUUCCAAGGUUAG
Schistocerca cancellata (South American locust) is the source of this 1350-nucleotide messenger RNA. RefSeq names its product integrin alpha-PS4-like. The record is from RefSeq and is a predicted model, not a curated record. The transcript has 11 exons. Bases 55 to 1350 code for a protein of 431 amino acids. Gene Ontology annotation, biological process: cell-matrix adhesion; cell-cell adhesion; integrin-mediated signaling pathway. Gene Ontology annotation, molecular function: integrin binding. NCBI's taxonomy places the organism in Eukaryota, Metazoa, Arthropoda, Insecta, Orthoptera, Acrididae. Gene Ontology annotation, cellular component: integrin complex; external side of plasma membrane.